AUGAUGGAUGACGGUGGAGGAGCAGCUGCUGAGAGAGCACUGGACAGGGAGACCUUCCACCUGAGCGGCCAGGGAUGGCUCGGCCACAUGCUGCUCGCAUCAUUACACUGCUCUGCCCAGACCUGCGCUGCCGCCAUGAUUGAUGGGCUCCACCAGGCCAAGCAGGCCUAUGGAGGCGGCCCAUCCCCACUCAGGCCCGGCCCAUUCAUCUUCAGCCCCCCAGCAGAGAGCCACGUUACUGUACACUGCGUCUGCGCCUCUGCAUGCCCACCUGAAGCCUGCCCUCCUAAAAUUAAAACUGCACAUUCUUUUUCUGCAGGAAGGAUGCUCCUCGACAUGAGCUAA
Molecule: messenger RNA, 345 nt
Organism: Knipowitschia caucasica
Lineage: Eukaryota; Metazoa; Chordata; Actinopteri; Gobiiformes; Gobiidae
Source: the annotation of a GenBank genome assembly